AGCACCGCCAGACCAGUAGGCAACUUGCGCAGAAUUAUGACGACGGGGAUCCCGAGCCCACCUGAUAUCCUCCCUUGCUAGACCCAUCAUUCUUAUAGUCGUUUGCCAGCCAUCACUGUGCCAGACCCUCCUAAAGGUUGCCCAGGUGUCUACAAAGGCCCGAAGACCCGCAUAUCACACCAAGUCACGUUAGCGCCUGCUCCAGAUUGACCUUCACCCUGAUCGGAUAUCAGAUCUAGCCGAUAGCAAAGUCCGAACACUUAUUUGGAUCGAGCAGCUCCAAUUCCCGGGCUGUAGGAACCGAUUCACGAAAUCUAGGCAACAGUGUGUCACCACGGCCGUAAGCCCACUCUUCUUACACGCACACCCAAGGUCACCAAAGACUGGCCUCAUGGCACAUCCUCCAGGGAGCGGGGGCACCUCUUUAGCUCCAACUCCGACACAUCCACAUCAUCUAUCGCGGGAAACGAGCAAGGACGAGCUAGAGAUGGCCGAGAGUCUACGAUUACUUAACCAGGCCCACGAGCACCACAGACCGAGGACAGAGACCCCGUCACAGGAACAGCAUCAGAGUCACAGCCAGGAAGACCAAAGACAUGAGAUAUAUCAUUCACUGGAGGAUGCGGUGCCCAUCUCAGAGCAACCGACGAACCCGACAAACUCGACAUCUCUACAACUGCCCAACAUGAGCUAUGACACAUCCAACGCGCCCGUUGCCGGACAAGUCUUCACCGGUCGCUCGAUUACAGUUGAAACCAGAUCUGCAGAGAAGACGCUAAUGGACCGAAGCAACUGCAAGACAACACAAACGCCGCUUUGGCGCCGAUCACCAGCUGGAGAAACUGUGUGCAACGCAUGUGGCUUGUACAUGAAAGCGCGGAAUCAAUCACGUCCAGUGAAUCUCAAACGCAACACUCAGACUCAGCCGAUUAUGCCCGUGCAGCAAAGCCCAACUCCGGGCCCUUGUGACGGCAACCGAACGUCACCGGGGUCCCUUGCGGCUUCGCCCCGAGUCGCGACCUAUGUUGCUGCAGAUCAGAUGACAGCUGGUACAUGCCCUGGCGGAGGCCGAUGUAAUGGUACUGGCGGUCAACAAGGCUGCAGUGGUUGCCCAGCGUUCAACAACCGCGUGUCUAAAACUGCUAAAUUUGCAUUGGCUCAGGCGAAUGCUGCAUCAAGUGACGGAACAAACGGAGCAGAUGCUGCAUCCAGCGCAGCGGCAGCAGCAGCUUCUACAAGUGCUAUUCCCGCAUGCCAAAACUGCGCAACUACGAUCACACCACUUUGGAGACGGGAUGAUGCUGGUCACAUAAUAUGCAACGCUUGUGGGCUCUACUACAAGCUACAUGGAACACAUCGCCCUGUCGCAAUGAAGAAGCAGGAGAUCAAACGCCGGAAACGGGUCGUACCGGCUGGUGACACAGGUUCUCAAGCAGCGCCUUCUGUUGCCGACUAUUCCCCACCGCAGCGGCCGUCUCAAACCCCAGCAUUCGAGCAUUCUGUUUCUCCAGACCCAUCGACGGCGCUUGAGUCUCGAGAAGACUAUACACCUGAACCUAGAGGUCCCAUUGCCGUCGAUUUUACCCACUAUUACGGAAACGCUUCUGUAACCUCAAACCCGGUUGCUCUGGUACCGACCACACAACCCAACGCACCAUCACCCCGGAAGCGCAGUCGUAGUGCUACCAUGGACCCAGAAGAGACUGCCAACCCUGUGCCUCAUCGACCGAACGCCAUCUCGUCAAUAUUGAACCCAUCCCAAGCCGAUGGGAACGCCAAUAUCGACCCUUCGCUAUCUGUGCCUCUACGUCCGAGUGCGGGCUCGUCACCUAACCCUGGAGUUUCGCAAGAAGAGAAGGCAGCUAGGAGGGAGAGAUUGAAGAAAGAAGCGGAGGCUAUGAGACAAGAACUAGAGAGGAGACAGAAAGAGUUGGACGAGUUGGAGAACGAUUGA
Alternaria rosae is the source of this 1954-nucleotide messenger RNA. RefSeq lists its product as uncharacterized. The coding region runs from base 392 to 1954 and encodes 520 amino acids. Gene Ontology annotation, molecular function: DNA-binding transcription factor activity, RNA polymerase II-specific; zinc ion binding; RNA polymerase II cis-regulatory region sequence-specific DNA binding. The record is from RefSeq and is a predicted model, not a curated record. Gene Ontology annotation, biological process: positive regulation of transcription by RNA polymerase II; negative regulation of transcription by RNA polymerase II. The transcript is spliced from 3 exons. Lineage: Eukaryota; Fungi; Ascomycota; Dothideomycetes; Pleosporales; Pleosporaceae.